GUUGAGGUACAGGAAGAGACUCAUAGGGUAGAGAAAAACAACACAGCACACAACACCACCCUGCAGCUCUGUCUGGAAGUUAACCUGAUCCUCUCUCCCCAGCUUGGCUUUGCAGACCUGAACCUGGCUGAGUUUGCUGGUUCUGGGAACACGACGCGCAGAUGUCUACUGGAAGGUUACGACACCAAGAACACCCGGCAGGACAACUCCAUACUAAAGGUACUGAUGGGGAGAGAUGGGUUUCUAUCAAUUACAGCAGAGGUUCCCUACCUUUUUUUCUAAGUAACUUCCCCUUUUUUGGGGGGGUUAGUGUUUAUUGAGAUGGCCUAUAUUGAAUACUGCACCAGCUUGUAUUAUUUUGUUUAACUUGACGAACCUAGGAACAUUUUGUUGUUUUGGAGCACAUUUCCAGCAAUUGUACGUAGUUUAACAAGACUCAUUACAUAUUUUAGAUGGGCUAUUUAAUAAUGGAUAUGGAAGUCUAGACCCGAUUUCCUCAAAUGUUAUUCCACUAGCAAAUAAGUUUUAUUAUGAUAAUUUAUAUGAACCCUCAAUUUAAUUAUACACUGAGUGUACAAAACAUUAGGAAUACCUUCCUAAUAAUGAGUUGCACCCAGAACAGCCUCAAUUCCUCGUGGCAUGGACUCUAAAAGGUGUCUAAAGCAUUCCACAGGGAUGCUGGCCCAUGUUGACUCCAAUGCUUCCCACAGUUGUGUCAAGUUGGCUGGAUGUCCUUUAGGUGGUGGGACCAUUCUUGAUACACACGGGAAACUGUUGACUGCAAAACAGCAGCGUUGCAGUCCUUGACACACUCAAACCGGUGCGCCUGGCACCUACUACCAUACCCUGUUCAAAGGCCUUAAAUGUUUUGUCUUGCCCAUUCACCCUCUGAAUGGCACACAUACACAAUCCAUGUCUCAAUUGUCUCAAGGCUUAAAAAUCCUUCUUUAACCUCUCUCCUCCCCUUCUACACAGAUUGAAGUGGAUUUAUCAGGUGACAUCAAUAAGGGAUCAUAGCUUUAACCUGUAUUCACCUGGUCAGUCUGCUAUGGAAAGAGCAGGUGUUGCUAAUGUCUAUUUACACUUAGAGCGCAUAUUCUCUUUUACAGAAAGUGAAUACCGUAAAAUUUUAAUAUAGGUAAAUUCCAUCCAAAAACUAUCUUUUGGUAUUUGUUUCAUUAGUCCAUUGUUGAUAUAGUCCCAAUCAAGUUUUCAAGAUGUAUAAUACAGCCGGUAUGAUGCAUUUUGCAUCAAAAUAUAGAAAUACAGAAUCAUUCAAAAUCAUAUGAUGCAAAAUACAUCAUACCGGCUGUUUUUCUGUAUUUUGAUAGUUAUAUAUUUUGAAAACUUGAUUGCUGACAUUUUGGGACUAUAUCAGCAAUGGACUAAUGAAAGAAAUACCAAAAUAUCGUUUUUGGGUGGAGUUUUCCUUUAAUAGCCUGGGCGUUUUUUUGCUUAAAUCACUGAACACAACAGGCCAUUAUUAGAGACAGGCUUCUAUUUGAGCCAGGCGUCUAUUUCCUUAAUGCACACAGCUUUUGCUUAAUUGCCUAGUUAAUUGUUUUAAUUCCAGCAUUCACUUCCAGCAUUUUAAUCAAUUUCUUCAUUUCCUGCACUGAUGUGCUACCAUUUACACACUGUCAUGUUUCUUUUAUAAUAAUAAUAAUAAAAUAAUUAGUCAUUUAGCAGACGCUCUUAUCCAGAGCGACUUACAGGAGCAAUUAGGGUUAAAUGCCUUGCUCAAGGGCACAUCGACAGAUUUUUCACCUAGUCGGCUCGGGGAUUAGAACCAGCGACCUUUCGGUUACUGGCAGAAUGCUCUUAACCACUAAGCUACCUGCUUUUGUCUUAGUAUGCCUAAAUAUUUUUUAUUAAAAUAAUAAAAUAAAACAUUCCUUGACAGAAUUAUUCUCCUCUUUGAUUGUGCAUUUUCAACAGUUCCACUAGAGGGCGAUCGGUCGAUUUCUAGGGGUCUGUACUCCCGAAGUUGUUGACUUUUUUUGUGCAUGCCAGUUAGCUAGCAGUUCUCAGCUGUUAGCAGCCAAUGGCUAGCAGUUUCAUACUGGCGAUUAAAAACAGAUGAUUGCCCCCCAAAAAAUCGAGUCAUUACUGAAUUUUUUUAAUGUUAUAAAUCAAACAGUACACCUCGUAAACAAUUCAUGGUAAUCCAUGGUAACCUCGUAAAUAAUUCAUUUAGACCCGCCACUUUAUUAGAAACAGGUGUUUAUUUGCAGAAAUGUUUGCCAUUGCCCGGCUAUUAAAAGGGACAAGUGACCAUUUGAGACUCAGCGUUUAAUUGAAGUUUUACGGUAGAUCAAUUGAUAGCGACAGUCACAUUGUAUUAGAUUACUUCCCAUGCAAAGUCCAGUUUCUUUGACUCCUCGACUUUAGAAGGUCAUAACUCAGCUUCUGAAUAUCAUAGACAAACCAAAGAUAUUCCCAUGUACAUCAGUCGCGUCUUCCUCACGCAUUUUACAGCUUGUUUCUAGCAGAUUUAUACAUCGUUUUAGAUCGGUUUAAGCAAUCGUGAAUUGUAAAAAAUUAAAAUAAUAAUCCACUCAAAUCAAGGAAAGCCCCCCCCCCCCCCCACAAACGUUGGCACGCCCUAUAGGGGGCACGCCACCUAGGUUGGGAACCCCUGAAUUACAGUACAGCAGUCUUAGCUGCUUUUGUCUAGCCUGGUCCCAGAUUUCUUUGUGCUGUCUUGCCAACUCCUAUAUUCAUUGUUAUUCACCAUAGGAGUUGGCAAGACACCACCCAAAAAAAUCUGGGACCAGGCUAGGUUGUGUGUCAGUGUCAAUAGAGCUUUAAACACUUAUUUUUCACUGUAACAGGUUAUCAUCAGCACACAACUGAUGUCCGGGGACCCCUGUUUUAAAACGUGAGUGCCAUGCCAUCACAAUAUUUUUCAUUUUUAACUAAGGCCCAUUAUGAUUUGGUCUUGUCUAGAUGGGAGACAUUUUUUAAAUGCAAUUGGAGAAGAUGCAUUGAGGUUUCUCGUCUUAGCUCUACAGCAAACGCAUUCAGAUUUGCAUAGAAUUUGCCUUUGAGACCAAUGUUUAUCCGCCCCCCUACACUGCAGUAAGGAUUCCUUCCUGCUUCUCUCUGACAGGCUACAGUAGUGGGGGUGGGUUUGAGCAAAGAUAAUAAUUUCUAUAUUAUUUAUUAAAUAUAGUGCAGAAACAUGGGUGUCAUUCUGAUUGUAUGUGAGAGAAAAUGACAUCAUUUCAAACUAAGCAUUCGGUGUCCUACAUUUCAGGUUCCAUCAAACUUUACACUGUUAAGUAUAGCAGAAGGAAAAGGUUUGCACAUAUUGUUUAAAACCAAAGGCAUAAUCAAUGGGUUGGAAUGUUGUAGAUAGAAAUGUAGCCUAAUCUUGCACAGAGAGAACAUUUCCCACUUGCACAUGGCAGAGAAUCAUUUCUGUUCUUGCGUAUCUAUCUGUUAUUUCUGUGUUGCAUCCCUCUGAAUAAGCUCCAGGUCUUGAGGACUUUGCCUGUUUGUUUGAGGAGUGUGUAGCAUAGGGAUACAGGGAUCAGCACAGUGUUGUGACAUGACUUUCAUUAAUAGGGUGACUGUUAUUUAUCGAAUCAACUAACUAUGUUUAAUUGUCACUCGAUUAAAUUAAUCAUGUAACAAUUAACUCAUUAGGAAUUUGGGGAACAACGGUAUAAGUUGUUUAACGAGUUACCAUCUCCCGAAUUAAACUCUUAGAAGAUAUGUAUGUUAUAUAUCGAUAACAGUCACUUAUUAAAUAAUUACCUCUUAUCAGUCUCAUUCUGAACGUCGCAUAAUCCUUGAACCUGAAAGAACCCUAACCUUAUUGAUGAAUCAGCAAUACACAAAUUGGCUUAAUUAUGUAUUUACUAACUAAUUAAAUAAUAACACAGAAUACAAACACACACACAGGUUAUUGAUUACUAAUGUAAUACAAUGAGAACAGGUCCCUAGUGGACUGGACUAACAAUAGCAUGAAUGCUUGGGUAGAAGGAGGGCCAGGAUGGAAGGGAGAGACAGAGAUUCAAACUAUCAUUGUUACUUUGGAGACUACGCUCACAGUAAUCAUAAUACUUAUGCACCCUAAUAACCGCUCAUUCGGAUUAGAAAUGCAACAUGUAUUUACGUGUAGCUGUCUUCGAUAGUUGAGUUGAUGAUGUAGGACUCUGGUUUGCCCACCAGAGAUCCCAAUGUCCUUGGUAGAGUUUCUGGUCUUAGUGGUGGUUAGAUUAUAUACUUCAGCGUACCCUGUAGUUUGUAGAGUUGAUAUGUUAGAAUAGAUACUUCAGACGUACCAAUGGUUGUCUGAGAGGGAUUGUCCUUCCCAACUCGUGUCUUUAGUGAAAGUUCUCUAGAUGACUAUACAUGCCAGCUGCAGACUGAGAUGAUAAGGUCUAGUGUGUUGUCUUCUUCACCUCGUGUAGAGGUUGACAGUUUCGGAGUUUCAUCUUUUUGCCAUAUUCAGUUCGCGCUGCAUGUCGGCUGGUCUGUAGAGUGUCAACCAUUUUAAGCCGUGUAGCUUCAGCUUCACACUUCCUGGUCUGGUAUAAAUUCAACCAUUUGCAACAUCCGGCUUAUACCGUAAUCUACUUGGUCUGAGGUGAAUUUCGUCACGAUGGGUUUUAUACUUGAGUAGAAAAGGGGGUGUUUCAUCAUGUUUGUGCUCAUCUGGGCGUGGCCACUGACUGAGAACAAAUCAAUAUGGAAACAAUCAUCUCGAAUGCUAAAAUCAGUAUUAUUAUACUUAAUCAUUCGUUUUAUAAAACAAUUAGAUGCAAACCUCAUAACUGGGAAGUGUACACCCCCAGAGAUACAGUUAUGUUGUUCCACCGUCUUUCAUGACAUCACAACAUAGUAACGAAUUUGACAUGAUUGUUCUUUAAGUCGCCACUGACCAUUUCCCAAAUUCUUUUAAGCAGGAAUAUUGUUUCAUUAUCCACUUUUGGAUGUUGGAGUCUUGGUGGAAAUACUUCCUUUGUCUCACAGGCAAAUUCCCUCUCCCAAUACUGCAUGGCACGGAAAAGAACGUUUCUGCAAGGAAUUUAUGACCAGUCAUAAAACUGGCCCCCAGGAGAGGGGGUGUUAAAACCUUUUACAUGUGAUAAAGUUGUGACAGGAGCAAGGGACAUGCUCACCAAGGAAGGUCCCGCACGCCCCCACGACACUAACACAGGGACAUUUUGGACAUUUUGGCCUGUGUAGACGUUGGUGUGGGAGCAGUUCCAAGAACGUGAGGAGGAUGGCAUCCAGCAGCUGUGUCUGUGUAAGCUAAACUAGAGUAGAUAAGGGAUGGGGUGAUGAGUUGCUGAGUUAGCUGGCCAAGUACCACACCACACGGCAUCAUUCAGUUUGAGGCUAGAACAGCGGACUAACAUCCAGGGUAGGUCUAUAGUCUCACUGUCUCUAGGGCGUCUGGGUGAGUUUGAAGUUGAUUCCGUCUAUUUUGAGAACACACACCCAGUGUCACAGGGAUGCCUGAGCUUGCCUGACUGACUGAUACUCUACUUAGGCACCUUUGAGAAGAGUGGGGUGAUGGGGUGAGGCAGAGGGGCUUAAGAGGCCAGGGUGGAUUAGGGAUAAAGGGUGGAAAUUAAUAUGUUCUUCAGCCAUAGUCUGUGUUGGAACAUCUCAAGGAAUGCCAACUGUCCCUGGAGCAGGAGAUGACCCCCAAAUGUGCUAUUGCGUUGGGCAGAUGAGACUGUCUUUGCCAAGAUGUUUAUAUGAGCAAUGAAAACACUCAGCACCAGAGCAAAUCAUUGACCGAGCUUUCAUUAAACACCACUUGCAUGUAGUGAUGGUGCUGACAAAUACUUACAACGCUUUCCAUAAUCAUAUUUUCAGUCAUUUGUGUUGCUGUGCAUGAACCAGCCCCCCAUGUUUGUCUUCCACAGGCCUCCGUCCACAGGCACAUUCAUCGGCGUCCAGCGAGAUGCAGAGAGCCUUCUGCAGGAGAGGAAGGGAGGGGACACUCAGAAGGCCUUCAUGGGUAAGAUUAACUACUCUUUACUGCUCUUCUGCUCCCACAGCUCUCACCACAGUGGGUUUAUAUGAAUCAGUUAGUGUUCCUCAGUGCAGGUCUUGGAGUGCAUCAUGAAUAUAGCAGCUUUUAACAAACAGUCUGGCAAAUGUCAGAUACUGUAUGUCAUUUGAAUUCCAUGCUGUCACUUGUCCACUCAGGCUUUACAUUGUCAUUUAUCAGGUGCCCUUAGCGAGUUCCUCAAUGAGCUUGACACCUUCAUAAGCUAAUUUCCUGACUAUGGUUCACCGCUCUUCGAUUCAUAUCUUUCCACCUUUCUUUCCCUCCUUGCGUCUUUUGACCUCACUCUUUCGAAGUCCCCUCCCACUCACAAGGCAGGCAAUACGCUUGACUUCAUAUUUACUAGAGAAUGUUCGCCUACUAAUCUCACUGCAGCCCCCCUCCAGGUCUCUGAUCACUACUUUGUUUGUCUCCCUCUCCUCCAACCCUAGCCACUCAGCCCCUACACAGAUGGUCAUACACCAUCACAAUCUUCCCUCUCUCUCUCCCACUACUCUCUCCUUUACUAUCCUAUAAUCUCUCCCUUCUGCUAAAUCAUUCUCCCUCCUGUCUCCUGAUUCUGCCCCUUCAACCCUACUCUCCUCCCCUUCCGCAUCCUAUGACUCGCACUGUCCCCUUUUCUCCCGACUGGCUCGGCCCUCCCCUCCCGCUCCGUGGCUGAGUGACUCAUUGCUCCGUGGAUGAGUGAACAGGGCUGCGGGCAGCUGAGUGAUAAAGGACUUCCGGAGGACCUAUCAUGCUUUCACUCCCUCCUCUCUACCUUCUCUUCCUCUGUAUCCACUGCUAAAGCCACUUUCUAUCACAAAAAACGCUAACCCUAGAAAAAAACCUGCCUGUUUGACCCCAUACCCUCCUCCCUUCUCUGGAGACCUUCUCCCGUUCCUCACUUCCCUCAUCAACUCAUCUCUGACCACUGGCUUCAAAAUAGCCAGAGUUUCUUCCCUCCUCAAGAAACCAACACUCUACCCAUCUGAUGAAAAAAAACGACAGAACGAUAUCCCUUCUUUCUUUUCUUUCCAAAACACAUGAGCGUUCUGUCUCUGACCAACUCUCUCGCUAUCUCUUUCAGAAUGAUCUUCUUGACCCUAACCAGUCAGGCUUCAAGAUGGGUCACUCAACCAAGACUGCUCCCAUCUGUGUCACGGAGUCUCUCUGCACUGCCAAAGCUGACUCUCUCCUCUGUUCUCAUCCUCCUAGAUCUAUCCGCUGCCUUUGACACCGUGAACCAUCAGAUCCUCCUCUCCACCCUCUCAGGGCUAGUCAUCUCAGGCUCUGCACAGUCUUGGAAUGCAUCCUACCUGGCAGGCCACUCCUACCAGGUGACGUGGAGAUUAUUUGUGUCUGCACCAUGUACUCUCACUACUGGUGUCCCCCAGGGCUCGGUUCUAGGCCCUCUACUCUUUUAUACACCAAGUCACUCGGCUCUGUCAUAUCCUCACAUGGUCUCUCCUAUCAUUGCUAUGCAGAUGACACUCAACUACUUUUCUCCUUCCCCACUUCUGACACCCAGGUGGCGACACGCAACUCUGGGUGCCUGGCAGAUAUCUCAGCUUGGAUGUCGGCCCACCACCUCAAGUUCAACCUCGACAGAGACGGAGCUGCUCUUCCUCCCAGGGAAGGCCUGCCCUCUCUAAGACCUCUCCAUCACGGGUGACAACUCCACGGUGUCCCCCUCCCAGAGUGCAAAGAACCUUGGCAUGACCCUGGACAACACCAUGUCGUUCUCUGCGAAUAUCAAAGCAGUGACUCGCUCCUGCAGGUUCAUGCUCUACAACAUCUGUAGAGUACGACCCUACCUCACACAGGAAGAGGCGCAGGUCCUAAUCCAGGCAACUCGCUGAAGGCUGGGCUCCAAGCUUGUACCAUCAAACCCCUGCAACUUAUCCAGAACGCUGCAGCCCGCCUGGUGUUCAACCUUCCCAAGUUCUCCCAUGUCACCCCACUCCUCCGCACACUCCACUGGCUUCCAGUCGAAGCUCACAUCCACUACACGACCAUGGGUACUUGCCUACGGAUCAGCAAGAGGAACUGCCCCCUCCCUACCAUCAGGCUAUGCUCAAACCCUACACCCCAACCGAGUACUCCGUACUGCCACCUCUGGUCUCUUGGCCCUCCCACCCAUAUGGGAGGGCAGCUCCCGCUUAGCCUAGUCAAAGCUGUUCUCUGUCCUGGCACCCCAAUGGUGGAACCAGCUUCCCCCUGAAGCUAGGACAGCAGAAUCCCUGCCCAUCUUCCGAAAACAUCUGAAACCCCACCUCUUCAAAGAAUAUCUUAAAUAAUCCCACAGCAAAUCAGAGGCAAGAGUAUAGGCCUAUUAAUCAAGGCGCUUCUUCUUCUGUUUGACAAUUAAGCCUCAUUGGUGUAAAGAAACCCUGCCAGCUACUAAGCUGCAUGCCUCUCAGUAAAUACAGACCUGGAGUGAAGAACACCUAGAGUUCUUGUAUAUAAAUUACUGUAUAUGGAGCAUUCGUUACUGAACAUCGUUCCUCAGUCUCUGUGGUUGAUUAAUGUGAUUGAUCAAAGUCUAUUUUUCUCCCUGGCUGCAGUAACUUCAGAUGAUUUUGUUCUGUACUAAUAAAAAUCUCCUCUUGUUGACUCACUCCAGUCAUAAUGGAAUGGCAGACUGAAUGGCUGCACAUAAUUUGAUUUCCUCAAUCUUUAAUCCAAUACAAGCCUCACCUGAUACAGGAAUGUGAAUCUGUCUCUGUCAUUCUGUGCACGUGUCAUAUCUAACAUGUAUAGAAGAGACCAUUCUUCUCCUCUUCUCUCCCCUCUCUCUUUCCCUCUCUCCCUCUUUCUCUCCCUCUCUGUUUGUGCAGUGUUGUGUGCUCUCAUCCCCAGGAGGCUUCAGAAAGCACUGCUCUUUCAUGUAUAAUUCAGGCUGGUUCUUUGCUUCUCUCUCCGAUCUCUCCGCCGCCAACUCCAGGGGGUAGACUCUCACAUGGUUAUUGGUUAAAAAUAGGAACAAGCUUCUGUGUGUGUGUGUGUGAGGUCCACAGUGUGAAAGGGAUUUGAUAGAAGUUGUGUUGAUAAAGGGAUGACAGACUACUAUGGACUACAUAUAGGUUUCCACUUCACUAUUGUCUGUUUGGAUUCUUUCACAGUGGGCUGGCCCUAGUUCAUCUCUUCACUCUGAAUACUAUAAUAGGAAUAUUACUGUAAUCCCAGUCCACUCUCAACCCAUUCCCAACUCCUAUCUCCUGUUUUUAAAAUUUGACAGAGAGCCGGGAAGGAAAGUGUUCCUCUGGUUCCGAUGAACUUGGGGGAUCCCGCCAUUCCCGAACGUCCAGCUACGCUAGUCAGCAGUCUAAAGCGUCAGGUAGGCUCUACUUACGUGCAAUGUAAAAUAUAUACAACAUGUACCGUGGGGAUCUAUAUCUUGUGUAUCUCACCCAUGCUAACAUACAACACAACUAGUCAUCUUUCAAAAGUAUCAGUAAGGCUCAUUACUUGCUUACAUUCAGCUCAGCUAUUGUAUCAUAUUUUCCUUCUAUGCCUAUUGCAUGUUUUUCUGCUAUGUUCUUUUUUUUGCACUUACUAAAUGCAGUCUAAGAGGGAAUUUUGCUUCACUAUUCACUUGAAUCUUUCUGCAUGCUUUGUGUCUGUGCAGUGCUUCACCCUAACCUAGUUUACUUCUGUCUCUAAUCUCUCUCUCUAAUUAAAAAGAGUCUUCUACAUCAGUAUCCCAUAACCAGACACACAUACGUUCUGUCUGUCUGUCUGUCUGUCUGGCCAGUUAGUUACGUGAGCUUCAUGAUAUUGUCUGUCAUAGUUUUUUUGACAUGUUGCCGUGAGGUCGCCUAGGCAGAGAGCUCUUGUAAAAAAAAUAUAUAUAUAUUUUCUAUAGCAUUUUUCCCUACAAACGUUUUGUUUAUGAAUUAACUAUUGAUUUAGCUAAUUAUAGUCUGAAUAGUUUCAAUACAGCAUGUUUUCAAGACUGAAGUUGGCGGUUGGUUUAUGGCUAGUUAGCUGGCUAGCAUGCAAUGUUUUGACUCGAUUAUGCCAACUGUCCGGAGGUUAAGGAUGGAGAGAAGCCCAAAUACAGAGGUGUACAGAGAUGACCAUGACUGUAUGGAGAACUAAGUUAUAAGCAUAGACAAGCGCUGACAUCAUCCACGUAUUCCUAUGGGAAAAAAACCCAUGGCGCAUGAAGACGGAAGUAUUUUAAUUUAAAGCCCGCCAUAUUGCUGAAUGGCACCAAAACAUUGCUAUCAUGAUGAAAGUGUCCGUAACAAGCAAAGGAUCAUGGUCGACGUAGUCGUUUUCAUCCUGCUUGAGAGAGUCAACCAUGGAGCUUCCUCGUAGCCUGCCGGCCCGUGAUUGGUCUGUGUCAGCACGUGGUCCUGUGUGACGCCAAAUGUAGUUGUCAGAAUGGAUCACUAUUUAAUGAAAUAUCAUGAUUUGUAGCGAACUUUAAAAUAAUUCACCGUGGGGAUCGAACUUGAUCAUAAUAAACACAUUUUCAGGCCAAAACGGGUGGCUAAAUUGUUUUUCUUUGGCCGUUCUGGUAAUCGUAAUUUACAUAGGCUUUCUAGGGCAGACCAGGGCUUUUGGAACCGCUAGGUUGCUACGCAGUAGCCGACCAGCAGAGCGUGUGACGUCAUGCUCCAGACCGGACACUGGGGGCCUGGUUAGAAGGCUACUCCUGAAUUACUAUUGAAGUCUGGUGUGCUUUCUGGCGCCUUCGUGACUGCCAUAGCAUCGCCCAAAUGUGUGCUGCAUUUUGGUAGUAGUGAAGAGUAGCUAGCUAAUAGUCCAGUGGCUAGUACGGAACUCUUAACUUCAUUUGACUGAGUCCUACUACGAAGCCACAGACGGUGUGAAUGGUGAGAUGACAACAUGCUGCAUGCUGCCUGCCUGCUCCCCGGCUCUCCCCUUUGACUACCUCCUCCCUCUGCUGACCUCAAUGAAUCAUUAACUUUCUCAACCUUCAGGCUCUUGACCGUCUUAAUGUUGUUGUUUUUAAAUUGCUUGUUUUUGGUUGUUGCUUUAAGGCACUUUAACAUUUAUUUUAUAUAAUGAAUAGCGCUAUUAAAGUUGAAUACAUUAUUGUUACUCCACCUCUAAAAGGAAAGCGCUCAGGCAGCUCGAUCACUCCAACCAUUCUCCUUUUAUCUCCAUUCCACCACUGACUAGUACGUUUUCACCCUGACAUGCCCCCAUGCUCCUGUCACAGGCAGAUCAGAUCCCCUAUAAUGAAGGGUCUGUAAGGAGGUGAGGAGUUUACUCAAUGGCCAACUCACUCUGAUUAACCCCCUGCUACCAUCGUUAAGGAGGUAGCUUCCUACGAACAUUAAAGCAAGAGAAAAGUCUGUAGAGUAGAUGUACAAUAUUCAAUUUUCUUCAUAGUUUGGAGGGUUGGUUUAAAAGCUGUUUGUUUUGAGACAUUUCAGACACACAUCCUUUCCACGUGUUUUGUUACAGUGGUUGGUUGGUAGUGACCCUGUUGAGAGUGUAGUAUGUGGAAGGUUUGUUCUCUUCACCGUAGCCUAACUAGCUAGCGUCACAUUGAGACCACAGUGUCUUUGCAUGAAGUUUCCUGCCGACAUGAAUACCAUGUAAAUGUGUGGGCGCUAGGCUAGCGUCCGUCCCUCUGCUGCUUGAUUACGCUGCAAGGCUUCAAUCUGCACCACUCGGAGUCCUAACUGCCUCUUCCUUUACAAAAAACUGCUUUGUAAAAUGUUGGUUAAAAUGAAGAAUCGUGAAUGAUUGAUUGCACAGUUGUGAUAUUAUAAAUGAAAUAAUUGCAAUGGUGUGUGUGUAUAUGCAAGGUUGUGAGUCUGUGCUUUGUGUUUGUGAAUGUAUGCACGCAGCUAUGCCUUUAUGUUCAUACUGAUCUUAUUGACCAUUUGAAUGUGUCUGAAUGCUAGUCUGCUGCCUCAAACUAACCUCUCUGCCCUGACCCCUCUGUGCACCUGACCACCCCCCUCUAGGCUACAGCACGGGUCACUCCCGCUCAUCCAGCCUGUCAGAGUGUACCCACCGCAGGAACACCUCUGUGGGCAGUGCCUCCACCGGCAUCGCCAGCAUCCCAGAGCCCAGCGACGACAAUAGGGACAGCAGGGACCAGAGGGAGAGCAGGGAUAGGGAGAGAGGAGACCGGGAAGCCAGGAUGGGGAUGAUUCCUCCUACUGCUGGGGCUUCGGCCUGCACAGCCCGUACUGAACACCCCACUGCCACUAGCACCACUAGUUCCUGUAAAGGCACCCCGGUGAAGAGUGCCUCAUCCAGCGAACGCCUCAACAGGUGAGACUGAGAGACUUCCCUGAUCACGAUCUUAAUGCUAAUGCUAGCUUUAAGAAAUGUAUUCUGUAACCUCAUGUUGACUUGUUGAUUAAUCAAAGGAUAAAUAAAUUGACAAACUCACACCUGAUCAAGCUGCUGUGCUGAGACAAAAGAAAUUGAGCCUAAGGCAGCAAGAGUCUGUACAUUACAUUUAACAUUUUAGUCAUUUAGCUAGGGCUGACCCCAAUUAGUUGACUGGUUGAUUGUUUAUUCGAUAGGCUGUUGGUCGACCGAGAUUUCUUUAGUCGAGUGGUCUUAUAUCAUUAAGCCAAAUUAGGCUGCAAAUUAGUGCAGCACGAGCGCCUCCACUGCUAGCCCAGGUUUAACCCAAACCACCUUGGACCUGAAGCCCCCCAUCUCCGAAAAAAGAAAAAGAGAGAUAACCGAUGGUAUCGUGGACUUCAUUGCCUUGAACAUGAGGCCCGUCAACCUGACAGAGUGCGUGGGGUUUAAGAUGAUGAUGAUGAUGAUAAAUCUUGGUGCCUGGUUACACCGUUCCCAAGAGAGAAACUAUUUUGCAUGCUUUGACUGCGAAAUAUGAUAACACAAAGGUUUUGGAGUCUAUCAAAAACAGUCGGGCAGUAAGUUUUACAACCGACAUGUGGACCUCACUGAGAAUGGAGUGUUACAUGACCGUCAAUGCACAUUUCAUUACUGAGGCCUGGAAACUGCAGUGUCUUGUGCUGGAGACAAAAUAAACGGAGGAGAAUCGCACCGCAGCCAACAUUUUGCAGAGACUUGGAGAAGUUGCCGAUGCAUACGAAAUCCCAGGAUGUAAAAGGGUCGCUGUGGUACAUGACAAUAGCACAAGCAUGGUUUUGUGUGCAGAUAUAUUGGAGCAGGAAGAGGAAUGGGCAGACGUAAAAGGAGUCAGAUGUGCUUGAUCUCACCACAACGCAAUGGAACAUGGCAGAGGACAUUUAGAAUGUGCUGAAGCCGAUGGUCACCCUGACUGAGUUGCUGUCCGAGGAGGACAACACAUCCUUAUCUGCAUCCAUACCCAUGCUGGCUUGAAACGCUGCCACUUGGCCGUAGUGGAGGACGACAGCCACACCACUAAGAGUCUAAAAACAAAGCUGGUGGGGGAAACUGAAAAAAGAUGGCAGCUCAACGACCGACUACUUGAGAGUAGUCUAUAUGUCCAAGCAGCAGUCAUAGACCGACGCUUCAAGCUGCUUUCGUUCGUUGACGAUGCAAAACAAGACGACGCCUACAUCAACGUGUCCCAGCUGGCCGACCGUUUGAGCGCGGCGCAGCCAGACGAGCCAGAGCCCGCUUAAGGAGACGAAGAGGAGGAACCCACACAAAAAAAAAGAAAACUGACAAGGAGCGGGAGCGGGAGAUGGAGAUGCUCAUGUGUGGAGAUAAUGGAGAGAAGGAGGAUCAAGGGGAUAGCAAAGAAGAAAUAGAACAAAAGUCUACGCUGGACCGCUAGCUUGGUGGGGAAAAUACGAGGACAGGUAUCCGAAGCUGGCCAGAGCAGCUAAAUACCUCCUCUCCAUCAGUGUAUCUUUUCCAAGGCAGGGUUUACAGUCAAUAAAAUGAGGAGCUACCUUCCUGAAAAUGUUGACAAAUUUGGUGUUCCUGUCUCAUAACUUGAAAAGCUUAGGGAUGUAGGCUAUGGCUAUUCAGUGUGAGUAAGUAGGCCAGUCCAAUACAGUUGACAGAUAGAGAGAUGAUAAACAUAUUAUGCAGGCUGCUAAAUGUUUGGAAUUGUGAAAUAGCCUAUGCUCAUGUUUUUCUGGUAGCCUGGGACUAUACAAACCAUUUUAUGUUCAGCAUUAGAGUUAAAAGCUGCUGUUGAAGGCGGUUUAAAUAGCCUAGCCUACUGUUGUGAUAGGCUCCAACUCUUCAUUUAGGCUAGUUUGUUAUUCAUUUAUUUUGUUUGUUAUUAAACAUAAUGAAUUUACUGUUCAAUGUUUAGGUAUGUUGAUAAUAUAUUUACUGUAAUACUGUUCAACUAUGUUGAUUGAAUACUAGGCCUACUGGCGGUAACUGCUGCUGUUUGUCAUUUAUUUUAAUUAAGCACAUUUUUAUUGUUUGUUCAAUUUGUUAUGUUCUUAAUAAUUUAAAAAAUAUAUAUGCUUCCUUAAACCAUCUACUCUAUUUUAUAGGCUCUAUGAUUAUUUUUCUUUGUUUUGCAAUAUAUCAUAUUUGAGAGACAUAGGCUAUUCGUGUUUGGAGUCAGUGAUAUUCUUAGCAUAGGCUUUGGCUGUUUUAACCUAGGCUACUGUAUGUUUAAUUCAGAUUCACUACCAUGAAAUAGCCAUUAUAAAGUUGUUACCUUGUUGUUGUGGUCAAAUAAAAGUAUAGGCCUGUGGUGUAUAGUCAGGAGACUUGAAUCAAGAUUGCAGUUGAAAAAUAAAUGUUUGGGUUUACUCCCUAUAAGUUUACAAUUCAAAGGUUUUGGGGAAAAGGGAAUGGGAAGGGAACAAUAAUCAAAUCAAAAUCAAAUGGCGUUCUCUCUUCCGGCAGCCUUCUGCCAUGCCAAAUAUUAAUGUUUAUGUAGCACACACUUCCCCACUCCUGCCAUAAGCGCUGCAGUGGUGCUCUCCAAUGUGCUCAACUGAAUCUUCAGUGAGUGUUUUCUCCCGCGUUGGGUUGGGAAGGAGGGUAGGUUCGGGAACAAGGUUUUUUUCUUCUGGUUAUCUUGAUCUUUGGCUCCCUCUGAGUCGUGUCUUAAUUAUUUCAUCAAGCAGUGCACUUAAAGCAUCAGACAAACUCAGUGCAUAAUAUAGUUGAUUUUAUUAUAACACAGGGUGUGUCUAUAUAUGGAAAAAUACACGUUUAAAAAUUUCGACCAAUUGAUUGACCAAGAUUUUUGUUGGUCGGGUACAGCCCUAUAUUUAGCAGACGCUCUUAUCCAGAGCGACUUACAGGACCUAUUAGGGUUAAGUGCCUUGCUUAAGGGCACAUUUACAGAUUGUUCACCUAAUCGGAUGGGGAUUCAAACCAGCGACCUUUCGUUUACUGGCCCAACGCUCUUUGCCGCUAGCUUACCUGCCGCUCUGUACUGCACUGUAUGUCAAUGACAUUUCUGACUUAUUGGACCAGUCUCUCUUGUUACACAACAUUCCCAGCAUCACUCAUUUCACACAGAUAAGAUAACACCUGAACUUAUUUUCUGAAGAGGUAGUGCAUGUAUCCUGGUGUUGUAAUGUGAUCGUAUGUGUUUUAACUUGAUCCUGUAUGUCCCAUCAGGCACCUGGUGAAGCAGUGUUCGAUGGAGGGUCAAAUGAUGAGGGUGGAGGCUUCUCGAGUGGAUGCUGAUGACGUGGUUGAGAAGAUACUCCAGGGUCAGGACUUCACCCCCAACAUGCUGGACUCCAGCCAUGAAGGUAACUAACUAACCAUGGAAACCACAGACCUAGUCAGGACAGGUUAUAGUGUAGAAGGUCCUGCAGAGCCAGGACUUCACCCCCAGCCUGCUGGACUACAGCCAUGAAGGUAAAACCAUGGAGACCACAGACAGUCGGGCCAGGUUACAGUUUUGGUAGAGCCACUUCUAGAGGUGCACACCUAGUCUGAGACCAAUCCAGUUUUGAUCUUAGAGGUAGACUUACAACUUUUGGAGCACUUCUACCUCUAGAAUGAUGGGUCUGAAAUUAAUGUUGAAAGCAUGUUUGUAAAGACCUGUGGUAUUGGAAUGUAUUAAGGUAUAUUACACAUUCAUUUGUAUUCCAUCCCAGUAACUUCUUUAUUCACAUUACUGUAUAAAUGUUACUUGGACAAUUGUCAAUACAAAAGGGUUGUAAUGCAGUUGCCUCCACCUUAGUGACCUCAGUAAUGUGGAGUAGAUUCUUACCAUGGUUGUGUGGGAGCGUAACCUAUGCAGUGGGGGUUGAUGGAGUUUCUAUCAGCACGUGUUAAUGAAUCUCUACAGAGGAAGGAAUGUAUCCCUGAUACUCUUCAAGGUUCCCGUCGUCCUCUACAGAAAGCAGAAUGCUCCAGUCAAUACUGGAUUAUUUUUAGAUUGCCUAGCAACCUGCCUCUCCUUAUGAGGAGUGUUGGUGUUCCAUCUGCUAAAUAAGGAAAAGCUGUUUCAUCACAAAUGCCACUCAAAGCUGUGUGUUUCAGAGGAAGGCCUGCGGCUGUUUGUUGGUCCCGGAGGUAGCACUGCCCUUGGAAGCCAUCACCUGCCUACCAGGUAG
Messenger RNA from Coregonus sp. 'balchen', 16470 nucleotides. Lineage: Eukaryota; Metazoa; Chordata; Actinopteri; Salmoniformes; Salmonidae. The record is from the annotation of a GenBank genome assembly.